This is a messenger RNA of Stegostoma tigrinum, 6489 nucleotides long. RefSeq names its product protein Wnt-9b-like. The record is from RefSeq and is a predicted model, not a curated record. Gene Ontology annotation, biological process: cell fate commitment; neuron differentiation; multicellular organism development. Gene Ontology annotation, cellular component: extracellular region. Gene Ontology annotation, molecular function: frizzled binding; cytokine activity. NCBI's taxonomy places the organism in Eukaryota, Metazoa, Chordata, Chondrichthyes, Orectolobiformes, Stegostomatidae. Bases 42 to 1121 code for a protein of 359 amino acids. The transcript is spliced from 4 exons.
GCAGCGCCGGACGAGAUGAGGAGCGGCCGAGAGCGGACAAGAUGCGCUGCCGGCUCCCGAGCCCCGGCUGUCUGAUCACCCUGCUGACGGCGGCGAGCAUCCUACCCCCGGGAGAGCCUUACUUCGGAUUGACCGGGAAGGAGCCGCUCUCCGUGCUUUCGAAUCCGGUGCCAGAAGAUUCGGGCUCUGGGAAGGUUCACCUGAAACAGUGUGACAGCUUGAAGCUGUUCCGUCGCCAGAAGCGGCUGUGCCGGAGGGAGCCCGGUUUGGCUGAGGGGCUGCGGGACGCGAUCCGCCUCAGCGCGCUCGAGUGCCGCUACCAGUUCAGGACGGAGCGCUGGAACUGCAGCCUGGAGGGCAGGGCGAGUCUCCUCAAACGGGGUUUUAAGGAGACAGCCUUCCUGUUCGCUAUCUCUUCAGCUGGACUUACACAUUCCUUGGCCAAGGCUUGUAGCUCAGGCCGCAUGGAGCGCUGUACCUGUGAUGAGUCCCCGGACCUGGAGAACCGAGAAGCAUGGCAGUGGGGUGGCUGUGGGGACAAUCUCAAGUACAGCAUUAAAUUUAUCAAGCACUUCCUGGGACAGAGGAAAGCCAGCAAGGACCUGAGGGCCAGGGUUGAUAUGCACAAUACCAAUGUGGGCAUCAAGGCUGUGAAAAGUGGUUUGAAGACCACAUGUAAAUGCCACGGUGUCUCGGGGUCCUGUGCAGUUAGAACGUGCUGGAAGCAACUCGCAUCCUUUCAUGAAACAGGAAAGCUUCUCAAGCUCAAAUAUGAAACUGCAGUUAGAGUUCACAGCAUCACUAAUGAUGCCACAGGAGAAACUGAGCUCAUCAGUCCCAAAAAGCACAGUUACACCAUAAAGAACCACAUCCCAAGGACUACAGAUCUCGUUUACAUCGAGGAGUCCCCGAGUUUCUGUCGACCGAGUAAAUACUCUCCAGGGACUGCGGGCAGGGUCUGCUCGAAGGAGACAAACUGUGAAAGUAUGUGCUGUGGCCAGGGUUAUAACACCCAGAGUCUCCUGGUGCAUAGGCCCUGCCACUGUCAGGUGCAGUGGUGCUGCUAUGUGGAAUGCCAGCAAUGUUCUCAAAGAGAAGAGAUUUACACUUGCAAACACUAACAAUAAGAAAUUAACGCAACGCCACAAAGACAGCAGAGGACAAGAAGAUACAAUCAUGACGCCUGCCUUGUCGUCUCUUGUAAUGAUGAGACAAACUUAUGUAAACCCAGGAAAGAGACAUGUGAGAGGCUAGAGCUAAGUUUCAUUGACCCCAUUACUGAAAAUACAAGCAUUUAGAAUUUAAAAAAACCUUAUUUCAGAAGAUUUUUACACAGGUCUCUUUAUUCAGGAAAUUCGGAUCUAUCCAACUGUUAGAACAGUCCAAAGUGUGUGCUGAGAUUUCACAUCGACUGUUACAGUUGGCCAAAUUGAUGGAAGCCACAUGAGAUGGUUUUAGAAUGCUCUCAUUCAUUUCAUUUCAGUUAAAGAGUGACCAGUAAAUAAAUAAUGACCCACAAAGGUAUUUUGACUGAUUAAACAUGUUCCCUUUGAAAUUGUGGGUGCAGUACUGGGGAACAGGUGAAACUACUUUUUAUCCUUGGGCCAAUCCUAUAAGGAGUGCAAACAAAACCUCCUAUGAUACAGGGUGGGAGAGGGACUGCAACUUCCUCUGCCCAUCAUUGUUCAAAGGAGCCUUCACCUCGCAGUCAGAUUGAUGUUGUUGUUUAACCUGUGCUCAAGUUUUGAACCAACAUACCCCCAGGACAGCAUUAACCUUUAUCUGGGUUUGGCCCUGUGUUCCUUCUGCUGUUCUGCCACUCAGUCAUCUGCAUAGCGUGCUGUUAUUGAAAUACAGGCACAAUGAGUAAUGUUCGCUGAAGCUACAAAUUCCUGGCUAGUGAUCACAAUGUCCUGAGGGUGAAAUGACUGCGUAUUGACAGACUCUCACAAGCCUUUCAAAAAUAAUCAAUAGUUAACAAAAUGUAGAACAAGGCAAUAUAACUUUUAGCAAAAGAAAAUGCAAAUCUUAAAAAUCAAACCUGUCUAUAAAUCUUGCUUAAUCUAAAUCCUGUUCUCAUGCUGCCGUGUGUGAAUAGCUAGACCCAUUCCCAGAAGAGGGACAUCAAGCCCAAAUUUUGUAGUGAGUUGGGAAAUGCCUGCUUUUACUUUUGACAUUAAGGAAAUCUGCCCACAAGAACCUAGUGAUUUCUGUGAUGUGGAUUUCACAUUUCCAGGCAUGCAUUUUUUUGAUUCUGGCAUCAACUCUAGAAGAUCAUUUGCAUUUAGUAAUAGUGAGUAUCAUCAAGCAGGCUAAGUGGCCUAUAAUACUAAACUUCUCUCACAGACAGCAAAACAGGAAGUAAAAUGCACUGAGUGUUCAAUGCUUCUCAACCAUUUUACAGAGAAUGAAAUAAAAAUUGAUACAUACACAUGGGAUUAAGCUAAAAAGUGAAAUAAACUUUAAAACAAAAAUUACUUUUAGUUACCAUUAAAACUUGUGGAACUUUUAUCAUAAUGGAGAAAUUUUACAUGCUACAAAUGAGAUUUGUUUUUCAGGAUCAGAGAUGCUGCUUAUAAAUAAUUAUGAUCUAGGAUGGAGAUGAGGAGACAUUUCUUCACCCAAAGAGUGGUGAGCCUGUGGAAUUCAUUACCACAGGAAAUAAUUGAUGCCAAAACAUUGAAAAGAUAUAGCACUUGUGGUGAAUGGGAUCAAGGUUUGUGGGGAGAAAGUAGAAUUAGGCUAUUGAGUUGGAUGAUCAGCCACGCUUGUGAAGAAAGGUGAUACAGGCUUGAAAGUCUGAAUGGCCUCCUCCUGCUCCUAUCUUCUAUGUUUGUAUGAGUUUUCAUGUUGUUAAAAAAGUACAAUUACGUCUCAUUCAACAAAGCAUAGUAUAUUUGAACGGUGUUUAAAGUGAGAUUAACUUGUAAAAGCUGGAAGUUAAUGUAAAUUCAAAUAACUUCCAAAGAUUUCCUUCCUCAGGAUUUCAAUAGUGCGUCCUGAGAUGGAAAAGGGAAUAUCUGCAGCAAUGUCUGGACUUCUGCAUUGAACUCUGCAUAUCUAGAUCCUGGAACCUGCUGUCAUUCUUACAGUUUCAAUGACAGUAAAUGAUGGCAGUUUCAUUAUCAUCACCAAAACUACCACAUUUGGGAAAUUGUCUCAAACAUAGAAGAUUAGGAACGACCUAGCAAACACAACAAAACUAGCCUUUUCUUGAUCACAACUAUUCUCACGUUAUUUCCCAAUCCCACUGUCUUAAAAUGACCUCUAUUAUGUCCUUCACCCGACAUGUGACAGCACGGUGGCUCAGCGGUUAGCACUGCUGCCACAAUGCCACAACUGAGGGUUUGAUUCCAGCUUCAGGCGACUGUUGUGUGGAGUUUGCACAUUCUCCCUGUGUCUGCAUGGGCUUCCUCUGGGUGCUGUGGUUUUCCCCACAGUCCAAAGAUGUGCAGGUUAAGUGGAUUGGCCAUGCUAAAUUGCCCAUAGUGUCUAUGGAUGUGCAGGUUAGGUGGAUUAGUCAUGAGAAAUGCAGGGUUACAGAAUAGAAUAAGAUGGCAGUUCUGAGUGUGGUGCUUGAUGGAGGUUUGGUGUGGACUUGAUGGGCUGAAUGGCCUGCUUCCACACUAUAGGGAUUCUAUGUGUGUUGACGAUUGGGGGAAAAUAUUCUGCUUGAAUUUCCUAUCAACCUACUCACUUUUACACUUGUAUUCAAGAAAAUCAGUACAUUGGGCAAAGCAUAUGUAGCUACUUUACAAAUUCUUUCCUUACUUUCAAAAAUGUUUUCUUUUUGUCGAAGAAACCAAGAUCAACAUUGUGAAUAUUUCUUUUUUACUUAAUCGUACUCAAACUGAAAAUGGAAAGCGUAUUCAUGUGCAGCUUACUUCAGACUCAGGUGCUGCCAGGAGUCCUCCUGUAUCAUGACCAUCAAAGAUAUAACCACAAGCUGACAAAAGUAGUGAUGAGAGCCUGGAAAGGAGAGAUACUAGCCUUUUUAAAAAUUAAGAUAUAUUAUUUAAAAUAUGGCAAUUGGUGCAUGUCUAUAAUGUAAAUAUUGAUGUUUAUUUUACAAGUUUUUACAGACUACUGUAAGAAGCUUAAAGUUUAUUUUUUAAUCUAAACUGGAAUAGAUGUGUUUCUACUAACAGACCUAGCUUAGGAAAUAACCUUGCCCCUGAAUACUAAUGGUGAUGUUGAAAAAAAACUGCAUCAAAGUAUGUUUUUACAGAAGUGUGUAUUUGGUAUGCAGUGGAGAUACAAAACUUGAAGAAUAAUUCACAAGGACUUCUUCAUGCAUUGGUCUAGUGACAAGUGCAGUAUUAGUGUAUUCUGCACAUUCAUAUUGCUGUUUGAUUCUGUUGCCAAGCAUUUUAAGAUGCAUUUUUAUCUGCUGCAGGAAGAAAACUGUAGAUAUUUCCUUUGUCAGGUUCGAAGUGGGGUCCCGACCCAAAACGUCAGCUUCCUGCUCCCCUGAUGCUGCCUGGCCUGCUGUGUUCCUCCAGCUCCAUGUCGAGUUAUCUCUGGCUCCAGCAUCUGCAAUUCUUACGAUUUCAAAGUGGGUCUGUUGGAUUGUAUACGUCCUUCAGUUAUUCUUAAGUGUAUAACAGGCACUGAGAAAUGUUACUGCAGGGGCAGCGAGGUGACUCAGUGGCUAGUACUGCUGCCUCACAGCACUAGGGACCCAGUUUCAAUUCCACUCUCAGACAACUGUCCAUGUGAAGUUUGCAUAUCCUCCCCAUGUCUGCACGAGCUUUCCUCCAGUUGCCUCACGCAGUAUAAAACUGUGUAGAUUAGGUGGCUUGGCCACACUAAAUUGCCUCAUAAUAUCCAGAAUUGUGUAGGCUAGGUGGAUUAGCCAUGGGAAACACGGGGUUACAGGGAUGUAGUGGGUCUGGGUGGGUUUCUGUUCAGAGGGCCAGUGUGGAUUCAAUGAGCCAAAUAGCCUGCACCCACACUGUAGGGAUUCCAUGAUUUCUUUCAAAGUGCCUGUGAUCUACUGAAGAAUAACUGAGGGAUGUAUAUCACCCAACAGACCCACUUUGAACCUAGCAAAGGAGAUAUCUGCACUUCUCUCAGCAAAGCGAGAUAGCAAUGCUUUGUGUUGAAUUUUCGCUGAGUGCUGUUUUUUAUUUUUAGCUUCAUGGCUAAUAAAUUUGUGUAAAAUCCUUUCACCAUGAACCCACAGUGACAGUUGUGAAUACCAUCUUCCAAACCUGUGGCCUCUAACACCAAGAAGGAUAAGGGCAGCAGAUGUGUAGGAACUGCCACUUGCAAUGUCCCUCCAAGCCAUAGACAACCCUAACUUGGUAGUAUAUCACCAUGCCUUCACUGUCAUGGGUUCAAGCCAUGGAACUCCCUCCCUAACAGCACCAAGGGUGACCCUUCACCCCGAAGACUGUAGCUGCCCAAGAAGGCAUUCACCAACACCCUCAGAAGCUUUCAGAAUGUUGCUGCUUCAUCUGAAAAAUGAGCAGCACUCCAAAAGCUAGUGAAUUCAAAUAAACCUGUUGGAUUAUAAUCUGGUGUUAACUUCUGACCCUGUCCACUCCAGUCCAACACCAGUACCUCCACAUCCUCUACAGGGCAAUCAAUGAUGGACAAUUAAUGAUGGCUUAGUGCUCACAUCCUAAAAAUUCAUUAAAAAAAGCUGUUGUAAUAAAUUAUAUUUUUGAAAUAAAUUGGGUAUAGCCACGACAGUAACAAGUGCACUUGUAUAGUGCCCUGACACUGUUACAAUGUUCUUGGACUAUGUCGCAAUGAUACAAUUGGGAGUCAGUUGCAAACACGUCAACAGUGUACUUUAAGCAGUGUUGAUUGGAAAAUAAGCCCCAAUGCUUUAAAAAAAGGUUGAUUUAUCCCCCAUUGAAAUAAACAGUAAAUGGAAUAUGGAAGGUCACGAUGCCUCCCUGGCAGUGUGUCAUGCCAAGCAUGCUAUCAUAAGAUGAGAAAUUCCAUGCAGUUAAAUAAGAAGCACCAAGCCAGGCAGUGUGAUAUCGCAGUUAACUUGUUGUUGGACCUCCAUGACCGAAGGUUUAUGAAAUAGAAAACACUUCAUGACGAAGCUUGUUUAUGUAUCCCAAUGCAAUUGCAAAUUUGUGAAAAGAAGUCUCAUAGAAUAUUGUGGCCUGUUUGACAUACUUCAUUGAUGCAAAAAAAAGUUCCAUUAAAGAUUCUGGGGCCGAACUCAUUGCUUUAUUAAUUUAUCUGUUGAUGCUCUAAGGGAAAAUAAAAUUAUUUUUCUACCUCAUGUGUACAGCUUGUAGGUAAAUAAAAUCUUAAAAUGUAUUUAAGUUAUUUAUCAUCUUUAUAUAACAGAAAGAGAAAAUCCUUUUGGAUCAUUUUGGGCAGUGGCAGCACAUUUUUCAUAUUUGUGUUCAAUGUGUGUUUCUUCUGCUUUUUCUAUUUUAUUAUUUAUACCUUAUUUCCUGAUGGUUGAAAAGCAGGUUUCAUAUAAUUAUAGAACAAGUUGCACUAAUGUUUCUCAGCUUU